Messenger RNA from Diorhabda carinulata, 6185 nucleotides. RefSeq lists its product as uncharacterized. The transcript is spliced from 8 exons. Gene Ontology annotation, molecular function: transmembrane transporter binding. The record is from RefSeq and is a predicted model, not a curated record. Gene Ontology annotation, biological process: negative regulation of protein localization to cell surface. NCBI's taxonomy places the organism in Eukaryota, Metazoa, Arthropoda, Insecta, Coleoptera, Chrysomelidae. Gene Ontology annotation, cellular component: membrane; trans-Golgi network transport vesicle; Golgi apparatus. Bases 82 to 2460 code for a protein of 792 amino acids.
AACGUUGUCAACGUCUACAAUUGACGUUUCUGAUAAUUUAUAAAUGGUGGCAAUUUUCUUGGAUACUGUAUAUUGUGUAAAAUGGCUAGUGUCGGAUUUAGGUGGUUAGAUAUUUUAGAAAAAGAAUUUGAUAAGGCCUUCGUAGACUUAGAUUUGAACAUUAGUGAGUUGGAAUCUGAAGAAGCUAGUUUGGUAUUCAACGUUCGUCAAAAGCUAUGCACUUUAAGUUCUUGCUUUGCACAACUUACACACAAAGCACAAACAAUUUUUCAAAACAGCGCCAAGUUAGAAGCUGAGUUAAUACACAUGCGAGCGGAAUUAAUAGAAUCCAAAUCAAAACGAGAGGUUCUGGAAAAUGAAUUGCAUCAUUUGUUACUCCAGUUACAUUCCUCGCAACUUUCUAGACUUCCAGAUAGUUUAGGCAACAAAAAACAAGACCAAUACAUUAAACCGGAUGUCAACAUGAUAAAACAAAAAUUUGAGGCCGAAAUUAGGCAAAGUCCAAUUCAUACAGUUUCAACUAAGGAUCAAGAUGAAUUAAAAAUUAACCCAAUGCUGUUAGAACCUGCUCAGUACAAAGCCAAUAUUAUGCAGUUAGAAUCAGAGAAUGCGUCUUUGAGGAAUGAAGUUUUAUCACUUACUAGUGAAGUUUAUGGUGCUAAGUUAGCUGCGAAAUAUUUGGACAAAGAAUUAGCGGGAAGAAUUCAACAGCUACAGUUAUUAGGUAGAGAAAUGAGAGGUGAUAUAAGGGACAAAUUAUGGAGACAAUUAGAGUCAGAAAUUCUUUUACAAAGACACAAAACCGUGGUUCGUGCCUGCAGAAGAAAUAGUGCAUUAAAUGGAACUUCAAAAUUGAAGCCCGAUGCUGAUUCAAAUGCCGAUACGACAGAGCACUUUGGGGAUAUCCGCACAGUAUUAGUUAGAAGAAAACCUGAUCAAGGAUUGGGUAUUAGUAUCACAGGUGGUAGAGAACAUGGAGUUCCUAUUUUAAUAUCAGAAUUGGAACCUAAUGGGCCAGCUGCCUUAUCUGAACAACUCUACAUUGGCGAUGCAAUUCUGUUUGUAAAUGACAUAGAUUUGAGGAAUACUUGUCACAGAGAAGCAGUUAGUAUUCUUCAGCAGCAGCAAGGGGACUCUACUUUACAGGUUCAAUAUGUAGCGGCAGAUGAUAGUGAUAAUUCUUUAGAAGAAGAUGGAUUCAAUUUUAGAUUUUUUGAUGAAAGUGUUUGUGAUACUAACAGUGCAACUAAUUAUAAAUCGACUGAAGAUAUAAUAAAUACACCUACAGCUCCUCGAACGCCAGAUUCUAGUUCCGGGAGUAGGUCCCCCAAACAAAAUAUUAGCAGUGCCGAUGAAAUAUUUUCAAGUAUAGGUAUUGAUAAGAAACAAAUAGAACAUUUUCAAAAUAUUUUCGACAACAUAACUGGUGAUAACGGAAAUUUGCAGGAAUACAAUGAUUUAAGACAAUCAACUAAUGAAGACGUAUCGAAAAGUAAAUCAAAUAAUAAUGAUUCCCCUGAGAACAUUACUAAAAAUAUUACUACCGACAAUGAUUAUAAUGUAGAUACAAAUGAUUUAAUUCUGCUCGAUAAUGUAACAAACAAUAUUAUCAAAUUAGAGAACUUCAAAAAAGUAGACGUUAUGUCAACAAUAGAAAAUAACUGUAACACAUCAACAAACUCUCUUAAUUCUGAAAAUUUAUCCUCGCCUAUGCAAACAAGUACAGACAUUUAUUUAGAUUCUGAAAUUAUUUCAACUGAUGUUGCAUCUAAUGAUUCUCAAUCUCCUAAAAAUUUACAAGAACCCUUUAAAGUAAAGUUUAAUUACGGCACUGGGAAUGUCAAACCAGAAAGUGAAUUGAAACUUUAUACUUCUAAUGAAUCACUUUCCAAUCCAAAAAGUGAUCAAAGUCUGCUAAAUUCAGAGGACAGCUACCGAAGCUCUCCUGUAUACAAACUUACUAGAGAAUAUAAAAAACAAAAGAAGUACAAAAAGAAAUACUUUGGAGUUAAAACUUUGCAGAGCAUAUUUAGUAAAUAUGACGGAUAUUCUGAUAUUGACACAACUGCUUCCGAGUUUGGAGACGAUCCACCAAGAAAUGUAAUAAAAGAAAUGGAAAUUGUCGAAACUGACUCCAAUAAGUAUGCAGAUAUCAGUCCCCAAUUUGAGGAGAAUAUUCAUAGUUUGUUAUCUGAUAUUUUUGUAAAACAUUUUCCGGUAGUAAGUUCAGAACAGAAUGCAAGUAUAAAUUUGAAUAGAACUGUCGGUACAAAAAAAUAUUUUUCUUUACACGGCCAGAACUUGAGAGUAGGUAAAGCGCUAAAAUUGUGUCCUAAUGAUGAAUUUACAGAUAAUGACAGUGAUCAAAAAAAGGAGAAACUUUUGGCUAGAUAUGUUUAUAAUGCAAAUUCUUUAAGUGCUGAAGGUAUUGGUGAUCCAGACUUUGGGACACCCGUUUGAAAUAGGAUAUCUUAGGUAUUCGAUUUCUUGAUAAUAUCAUAUAUAAACAACAAUAUCUUCAUGGCUUCUUGAACAUUUAUUAACAUACUACUGUACAUCUGACAGUUACUUUUUCUAAUGAUGAUUACUCCGAAAAUUAUUUCUAUUCAUACUUAUGAAAUAGAUUGAUUUUAUGCAUUCCUAGAUAGAGAAAUUAAUGUGUCAAAAUCAGUUUCGAUGUGAAUAUUUACCAGAUAUGUAAUAUUUACACUUUCACUUUUAUUUAAUAGUUAUGAUCAAUCAACUUUUUUGUUUUGUGAUUAGAUUCUCGUCUUUUACUGAAUUUAAAAGGUCAAUAAUAUCUAAUGUAUGAAUGACAAAAUCAAACAAAAAAUCUACUAGAUCAGAGCUGAAUUUUUAAUAUUGCUGGAUACUUCUAAUAAAACCUAUUGAUACAUGUCAGAUGAAAUGAUGAAUGCUGAAAUCGACAUGUGAUGAUGAUUUAUUUUAUAUCAUUGAAGUUAAUUCUCAAAUGUUGAAGUUUACAUCUUGCCAUUAUAUAUUCUUUUAAAAUUUAGAAUCUUGAAACCUAAAUGCAGAAUAGGACCAAUUGAAACCUUCAAUACGUUAAUGGGAGUAGAAAAUAAUAAUCAAAAUUAGCAUUCUGACAAGUAGACAUACACAAAAUAUCUUACAUAAUACAGUAUACUUACCACAACAUAUCGAUUGCAUAUAUUUGUGACGAUGAGGAACCUUAUAAACAAUGGUAAGGAUUUUAAACUAAUUUUUAAUGGAAGUUUAGGAUUUAAAAUUUUUUGAAUCUGCCCCAAAAUAUUUAGGUUUGAUAACUUGUAAGUGUAUUGUAAAAAAUAGUGUCUUUUUGGUUUAUCAGCUGGUAUUACUUCAGUAAAGGUAUUGUAGUUUUUUAAAAAUCACAUUUUUUAUUUUUGUUUGCCUUUUCUGUUUACUGUCAUUCAACAACAGUCAAAAACAUACUCUAUCUCAGAUAGAAUGUUUCAAAAAGUAUUAAUAACUCAUGUAACUCUUAUCACAUUUAUCUGUACAUAGUCAAUACAUUGUAAUUCAGUAAGAGUUUCUGUGGAUAAGUCAACUGAUACUAUUCUUGCAAAAUAAACAAGAUUAUGUUUUCAAUAUUUUGGUUUAUUGCUGGCUGACAAAUCAGUAACAAUAUAUGUGACAUCCGAUGAAGAAUAAUCAGUCAUUAGUUUCUUACCAGCUGAGGUAUAUUGAUGGAAAAACUUAUCUAUAAUUAUACGAGGUAUUCUACAAUAUAAAUAAACACGGGUAUUUUUUAGGUACACUUUCUUUAACGGAUUUUUAAAAAAUAUUAAACUCUUUAAAGAGUGAGUAGAUAACCUUAUUUUGUGUCAAAAUUCUAGUUAGUCAUAUUUUGGGAGUGAUUAGAAGGCAUUAGGAUCUUUGAUUUCAUAUUAUUAUCAUUAAGUGAGGGUUACAUUUUCAUUUAUUGUAAAAUAUUUCUUAAAUCAAAAAUAGUGAUAUUUAUUGAAUAUUUUUUGCAUAGAAAAGAUACAUUAAAUUUGUUGCAUUGCAGUAUAAAAAUUAUCAGAAAAUUCAAUAGAAUAAAGAAAUUGUACUUUUUUCAAUAUUUGGUGCCUAUAUUGUAUAACUAAACUACUGUUCUAACUAACUAAAUAUGUAUAGUAAUAUUUCUAGACUUUUACGCGUUCAUAUUUUGGGUAUUCUCCUAAUGAUUAUCAAUAUAGAUUUCAACUGAAUCGGUACUAUAGUUGGUACUGAAAAAUUAGCAUUUCAUAUAUUAUUAUACUUAGUGUCUGCUAAAUUUGUAUCCAGUGGUUGUCGUAAGCCAUUAUAAACAUAAACUAUUUUCUACACAUCAACAGAACUAAGAAACCAAAUAAACUUUCUCUUAUACUAUAAAUAAGCUAGAAUCCUAUAAACUCAGUUAUCAAUCAUGGUAUUUUGAUGCAUUAGAAAUGGUACUUACAUAAAACAUUCAUUAAAGGUUUUUUUUGAGGAUUCGGAGUUUAGUAUAUAGUUGCGUUUUGAAAUCAGUUUAUAUUCACUGGUCGUUACCCUCCUAAGCCAUAAUAAUUUAUAUUAAAAUCGUUAGGUAAUAGUAAAAAGUAGCAUAGAACAUUAGGAGGGUAUACUUCUUCAAUCGACCAACCACCGAUCUAAAAGUGUAUUAUAAAUAAUUCGAAAUUUAAUAGUUGUCAAACGUAAAUGUCAAAAUUUUUACACUUAUACUAAUAAAUUUCUAUGAAGUUCAUUUCAACAUAUGUUUUACACUGAUUGCUGAAAUUUUGUAAAUUCGAAAAUAUGGUUGGAAUUUAUCAAUUAAUUGCUCAAAAAUAAAUGAAGUAUUAAAAGUCAUAACCCCAAAAAUUUAUUAUUGUGUUUCAAUUAUUCCAGUUUUUUAUAAAUGUGAGAGUUUUUAUGGAAAACACAUACUUCGUUGGUUUCCUGGCUUGCGCUAUCUGCAUCACCAUAUCAUUUAUCCCUACAUUAUUUUCAUCUAGCGUAAAUAAUACCAUCCACCAAACUGUACAAUAAGAAUUUUACUGCCUAUGUAGAAAUUUGGCAAUUUGUAUAAACCAAAAUAUAGUUAUGCGUAUGGACAAAUGGUUCUCUCAGCCUUAUCAAUGUUUUGUGCGAGGGUGGUUUAACAAAAGAGUAACUUUUCAGUUAGAAAGUUAUUGUACGGGUUAGUUACUUUCUUUGGGACACGUUCUUCGAAUGAUGUGCAUAGCUUUGGUUGUAUUAUUGUUUCUAAGAUAUACCCAAUUUUCAACUAAUGUCAUAUCGACGGAAUAAUUCACUUGAAUUGCGGUUAAAAAUAUCCAAACAUUUGUUUACAUUUUUAUUGCGGGCGAGCUUUUGAUCACCAUUAAGCAAUCGUGGCACUCAUCUCUCGCAGAUAGCUUUUUCACAUGUAACCUCUCAUACAAAAUAUUACAUACUCGUUUAGUUGAAACAUACUCCAUUAACUAUUUUAUGUUAUUUUAUUUGACGAUUUCUUAGUACCAGGGGAUUGAUUUUAUUGAGAUUUUCUGCAAUAGUUUUACUAAAUGACGGUCUCGAAUGUUCAGUAACCAUAUGACCACUUUUUAAAAGUAGAGAACCAGUAUAAAUAAUUUUGUGGGACCGAGCUCUUUUAGUAUAAUAUUUAUUUAUUUUUUUCUCGGUUUCUUUAAUUGUUUUUCCACGUAAAAAAUAAUGUUUAAUCACCGCUCGAAAUUUCUUUUUCUCCACAUUUACCGAACAACGAAAGCUGUUUUCUUCAUAUGAAGUUAAAAAUAAAAUUUAUGAACAUUUUAAUAGAUGACAUCAGAAACAUGGCGUAAAGUAAUAAUAUGAUCAGCGUUGUGAAAGUCAAUCUACUCUUCCAUCGAACCGCCUUCGUAUAGACUAUACAUUUUACCAUUUUAUUGACAAAAAUGUUAUGAUCAAUUUGUUUACUACUUCUUGAUUUCUAUUUGUAGCUUGUUGCAUCUGUUUUCUUGUUUGAUAGUAUUAAAUAUCCAUGAUUGACAGUUUAAAUUAUAUUUGGUGUAUGUAUUUUAUUUACGCUUUUUUUAAAUAGGCGCUCCCUUAUGCUAAUCUUAACCUCAAGCUUUUUACAUAUUAUAUAUCCUGCUAAGGUCUAUUAAUAAACCAUAUUGUUAGUUUCGUUAAAUGCCAGAAAAAUGAAUUUGUGAAAUCUUUUAAAACAUAUCUGUCUAAAUAAAAGAUUAUGCAUUUUU